AUGUCAGAAGUCACCAAAACCCUCCACCGAAAGGUUUACCCGGCUAUAGAUGCAGCUUCGCCGGAGCAAUCACAAGCUGGCCGCAAGAUCCUCAUUACCGGCGGAUCUGCAGUCAUUGGGCGAGCUGCUGCCGAAGCCUUCGUCACCGCGGGUGCAGACACCGUCGUUAUUACCUCCAGGUCUGCCGAGAAGGCGAAGAGUGUUGCCAAGGAGAUUGAGACUGCAGGGAACGGCAGCACCAAAGUGGUUGGGUACCAGUAUGAGAUCAAAGAUAUCGACUCGGUGAAAGCACUCUGGGACCAGCUGGAACUCGACGGUAUUCAGAUUGAUGUUCUAGUGUUGAAUACAACGGAUCUUACUCCGUCUUCCCCGGAGCCUGACCAAACUUUGUUCGGAUUGUUCAAAUUUUUCGAGUCCGGAGUGAGAAACCAAUCAGUGAACGUUGACCGGUUCCAGCGACAGGGGGCUAAGGAAGGCAAGGCACUUAUAUACGUGUCUACGAACGCGACUCAUUUCCACGGCCUUCCCCUUCAUUACACGGCCGCAAGCUCCCCACGUCUUGCAUUCAAUCGUAUGCUGUCAGAUCUGGCAGCCAAUACCCCUGUAGAACAAGUGCAGAUCCUGAGCAUCCACCCCGGCUUUGUCCUUACUCCUGAAAACAUGAAACAUGGCUACAAAGCAGACAGCCUGGGGGUUCCAUUCGACGAGGCGAGCCUGCCUGGCAAUUUUUUCGUUUGGGCUGCCACGAAAAAAGCUGCGUUCCUGCAUGGGCGUUUUGUGUGGGCGAACUGGGAUGUCGAGGAGCUGAUCUCCAUGAAGGAUAAGUUUGAGGCUGACCCUGGAUUUCUGAGAGCAGGCUUGCAGGGAGUAAAGUCCCAAGAUUUUGGCAUGCUUAUUUCUGGGAUGGCACGCUCUGUGUAA
Talaromyces amestolkiae is the source of this 921-nucleotide messenger RNA. RefSeq lists its product as uncharacterized. Lineage: Eukaryota; Fungi; Ascomycota; Eurotiomycetes; Eurotiales; Trichocomaceae. The transcript has 4 exons. Bases 1 to 921 code for a protein of 306 amino acids. The record is from RefSeq and is a predicted model, not a curated record.